AUAGACGCAAAAAGCUCGGCUGCAGCCCGCUCCCGUCGACACCACUGGUCCUCGCGCAACUGUAUGAUCGUGAAGCCGUGUGCUCGUUGACAGCGCGCAGCCGUCUGCACCAGUAGCUCAGCGUCUGGCACCAGUAGCCACCGGAGAGCCACAGGCGGCGCAAAGCCACAGCGACCAAAGAAACCAAAUAUGGCAGCCAUGACAACGAGCCAGCCGACCAACCCUCUGGUCGGCCCGCUCCUGACGGACUUUUACCAGAUCAGUAUGGCCUAUUCGUACUGGCGGCAUAAGAGACAUGAAGUGGAAGGUGUCUUCGAGCUCUACUUCCGGCAGAACCCGUUUGGGGGCGAGUUCACGGUUUUUGCUGGCCUCGACGAGUGCAUUCGUUAUCUAGAGUCGUUCAGAGUAACAGACACUGAUAUCGCGUACCUCCGAACACUAUUACCGAGAGCGGAGCCCGGCUUCUUCGACUGGCUCCGCGCGUUAGAUGCGUCGGACGUGACCGUGCACGCGGUCCGCGAGGGCACCGUCGUCUUCCCGAAGUGCCCCUUGCUGCGCGUGCACGGGCCUAUUGGUCUUGCGCAGCUGCUCGAGACUUCCCUACUAAAUCUCGUGAACUUCGCUUCCUUGGUGACGACGAACGCUGCUAGAAUGAGAUUGGCCGCGGGGCCCGACUGCAGACUGCUGGAGUUCGGUUUACGACGGGCCCAGGGGCCGGACGGCGGCGUGUCCGUGCGGCUUCCGUGUCAUAGUGGAAUCGCGGCGAUGGCGUCAUGACGCGACGCGCGCGCAGGCCUCGAGAUAUGCAUUUGUGGGCGGCUUCGACGGGACCUCCAACGUCCUCGCGGGCAAGAUUUUUAGGGAUCUCCCGGUCUCGGGCACGCACGGCCACAGCUACGUCCAGGCGCACCGAUCGCGCGAGGACCUCCCCGCAAUUGCUGUGUGGAAAUCAACCAGUGCGACGGGUGCACCCGACAAUUCUUCACUAAGUCAUUUCUCGGCGAUGACGUGGCCGCGCUGGCUCCGUCGAGCGGUGAGGAACGAGGACCACCACGUCAUCGAGCAGGCGUCGCGUCGAUGGCGUGGAGGACGACGCGACGAUUCAGCACGAACGCGUCGUAAAAUUUGAUGUCCACACAGGCCGACUGUAUCUUAAAUGGCGUCGACAUCGCGGAAGCGGCGCUCCAGUGGCGCGGCGAGCUCGGCUACGAGGAGGGCGCGGCUCUGCACGAGGGCGAGUUCGCGGCCUUCGUGUCCUACGCGCUCGCGAACCCCACAACGUUUGUCGCGUUGGUCGAUACGUAUAGCGUGCUCGAUACCGGUCUCAGGAACUUCGUGACCGUGGCACUGGCCCUGGCGGUGCGGACUCGGCGUGAAAUUGCGCGCGACGAACCUCGGGGACACGCCAUCGAACCGACGCGAGCACCCGAGAGAUAAACGCACGGAUGCAAAACUCACAAAAAAACACACAGGAGGCGGGCUUCGAGGCCAAGGGUGUCAGAAUAGACUCGGGCGACCUCGCCUACCUCUCGAAGGAGGCUCGACAACUUUUUGACCGGACCGCCGACGACCUCGACGCGGGGACGUACGGCGCCGGCCGCGGCUCAUUAGCCGAAAGCCUGCGGAAGUGCUAUGUGGUCGCGUCGAACGACAUCAACGAACGCGUCUUGUUAUCGUUGCGGGACCAGGGCGCGAAGGUCGACGCGUACGGCAUCGGCACCCACCUCGUGACGUGCCAGGCGCAGCCCGCCUUGGGCUGCGUCUACAAGCUCGUGGAGAUCUCGGGCGAGCCAUGCCUCAAGCUCAGCCAGGAGCCCGGCAAGACGACGAUCCCCGGCGCUAAGGCCUGCUACCGCCUCGUCGGCGCGCGGGGCCAGAUGCUCCUCGACUUGCUCGUGCCGGCGGCCCACGCAGCUCCGGAAGUCGGCGAGCGCGUGCUCUGCCGCCACCCCUUCGACUCGUCGAAGCGCGCGUACGUGACGCCGAGCCGCGUCCUCGAGCUCCACGCGCCCGUCUUCGAGGGCGGGCGCCGCGUCGGCGCGUCGGAAAAUUUACGGGAGCUGCGGGCCUACUGCCAGCGCCAGCUCGGCGAGGUCCGCGAGGACGUGCUCCGGCCGCUGAACCCGACGCCGUACAAGACGUCGGUGUCCGCGGAGCUGUUCUCCUUUCUGCAGGACGCGCUCCAGCGGCACCAGCCCAUCACGGAACUAACGUAGGAUGUGUUACUAGCUCG
Messenger RNA from Pelagomonas calceolata, 2233 nucleotides. The record is from the annotation of a GenBank genome assembly. Lineage: Eukaryota; Pelagophyceae; Pelagomonadales; Pelagomonadaceae.